Lacerta agilis (Sand lizard) is the source of this 2841-nucleotide messenger RNA. RefSeq names its product HECT domain E3 ubiquitin protein ligase 3 (gene HECTD3). The record is from RefSeq and is a predicted model, not a curated record. Gene Ontology annotation, molecular function: ubiquitin-protein transferase activity. Lineage: Eukaryota; Metazoa; Chordata; Lepidosauria; Squamata; Lacertidae.
GCGCCACAGCCACCCUCCUCCCUGUUGCUGCGCUGGGGAAAGACUCGCCGGCUGCCAGAAUCGGGACGGGAGGGAAGGGGCAACCGGCGGAGCUGCUCCUGCGGCGGCUGCUCCCUCUGGGCCAACCCCGCCUCGGCGGCUGCAGGCCGCCAGGAUGAUGCCCCCGACGGCCGGCGAGUCGCCGCACCAGCUGCUAGGCCGGCUGCGCUUCCUGAGCGAGGCGAUCGGGUGCCUGACGCGCGCGGAGCCGCUGCCCGCCGCCUUGUGCUACGUGCCCCGCGAGGUGCAGUAUAAGAUCUGCAAGGACCCCAGCGCCCCCGGGCCCGCCUCGGCCUCCGGCCGGACCCUGCUAUCGGUAUGGGAGAACCCCAGCAAGGCCGGCGCCGGCUCCGGGUCGGGCGGCAGGAAGGGCCUGGGCAGGGGCACCAUCGAGCUGCGCAAGGGCUCGUGCAUCCGAGCCAGCGGCGAGGAAUACUGCAACGGGCACGGGCUCUGGGUGAAGCUGACAAGGGAGCAGCUGGAGGAAUUCAAGAUUGGCUGUGAUCUGGAGGAAGGCUGGGUACUCAUGUGUAAGCAUGCAGAUGGUGGGGACAGGCUGGUGCCAGUGGAAUCGAUGGAGAGAAUCCAGAGGCAGCAGCAACUCUUUGGGGUGGAUUAUAAACCUGUAAUCAGAUGGGAGCAGGUGGUGGAUUUAACAUAUUCCCUCCGUCUUGGGGCAAAGCCAAAAAUCAUGGAGCCAGAUGCAGCUGCGGUAGAGAGACUCCGAUUUGUACCACCCACAUGGAGCUACGAAUGUGAUGAGGACUUAGUGCAUUUCCUCUAUGACCACAUUGGCAAGGAAGAUGAGAAUCUGGGCAGCAUCAAGCAAUAUGUGGACAGUAUUGAUGUGUCCUCCUACACGGAGGAAUUCAAUGUUUCAUGCCUGACAGACAACCAUGCAGACACCUACUGGGAGAGUGAUGGGUCCCAGGGUCAGCACUGGGUCCGUCUCAACAUGAAGAAAGGGACCAUUAUCAAGAAGCUGUUCCUGACUGUGGACACAACAGAUGAGAAUUUCAUGCCCAAAAGGGUGGCUGUGUAUGGUGGCGAGGGGGAUAACCUGAAGAAGCUGAGUGACGUGGGCAUUGAUGAGAGCUACAUCGGGGAUGUGUGUGUGCUGGAAGACAUGACUGCUCACUUGCCUGUCAUUGAAAUCCGCAUUGUGGAAUGCAGAGAUGAUGGGAUAGAUGUUCGGCUACGGGGAAUAAAGAUCAAAUCUUCUCGGCAACGGGAACUGGGGCUCAAUGCGGAUAUGUUUCAGCCAGCCAACCUGGUGAGGUAUCCUCGCCUGGAGGGGAGAGAACCUGAUGUGCUCUAUCGGCGGGCUGUGAUCAUCCAGAGGUUUAUCAAGAUCUUGGAUAGUGUUCUUCACCAUCUUGUUCCAGCCUGGGACUACACACUUGGCACCUUCAGCCAACUCAAGCACAUCAAACAGUUCCUGUUGCUGUCCAAAAGACGUACAGUGCUAAUCACCCAGUGCCUCAAGGACUCAGAGACUAGCAAGCCCAACUUCAUGCCACGGCUCUAUAUCAACCGUCGCCUCGCCAUGGAGCAUCGUGACAAUCCUGCACUUGACCCCAGCUGCAAAAAACACAGUCUUCACUCAGGGACUAAACCUUCUGACAAGUAUGAGAAGGCCCUGGAUUACAGGUGGCCGCUGCGUUACGACCAGUGGUGGGAGUGUAAAUUCAUUGCUGAGGGCAUCAUUGAUCAGGGUGGCGGUUUCCGAGACAGCAUUGCUGAUAUGUCUGAGGAGCUGUGUCCUAGUUCAGCUGAGACACCAGUGCCGCUGCCUUUUUUUGUCCGCACGUCCAACCAGGGCAGUGGUACCGGAGAGGCCCGAGACAUGUAUGUCCCCAACCCAUCCUGCAAAGAGUUCACAAAAUAUGAGUGGAUUGGGCAAAUCAUGGGAGCCGCCCUGCGUGGCAAGGAGUUCUGGUGAGUCCUGGCCCUGCCUGGCUUUGUCUGGAAGCAACUGACAGGGGAGGAAGUGAGCUGGAGCAAGGACUUCCCUGCUGUUGACUCUGUGCUGGUGAAGCUACUGGAGAUGAUGGAAGGAAUGGACAAAGAGACCUUUGAGUUCAAGUUUGGGCAUGAGCUGACGUACACCACUGUGCUGAGCGACCAGUGCAUGGUGGAGCUUAUUCCUGGUGGCACUCGGACUGUGGUGCACUAUGAGGACCGCUUGGAUUUCAUCCGCCUGGUGCAGAAGGCACGGUUAAAUGAGAGCAAGGAGCAGCUUGUGGCCAUGCAGGCUGGACUUCUCAAGGUAGUGCCUCAGGCAGUAUUGGAUCUGCUCACUUGGCAGGAACUGGAGAAGAAGGUCUGUGGUGACCCUGAAGUUACCGUUGAGGCUCUAAAGAAGCUCACUCGCUUUGAGGAUUUUGAACCAUCAGAUACUAGAAUUCAGUAUUUCUGGGAGGCCUUGAACAACUUUACUAACGAGGAUCGCAGUCGCUUCCUGAGGUUUGUUACUGGAAGAAGCCGACUUCCUGCUCGGAUUUAUAUCUAUCCUGACAAAUUAGGCUCUGAAACCACGGAUGCACUUCCUGAAUCUUCCACUUGCUCCAGCACACUUUUUUUGCCAAACUAUGCUUCGGCCAAAGUCUGCGAGGAAAAGUUGCGUUAUGCGGCUUAUAACUGUGUGGCUAUUGACACAGAUGUGAGCCCAUGGGAGGAGUGAGUCUAUUUUGAGGUCUUGUCAACCAUUUCUUCUGUGUUACAUAGUUCCUACAUGCAAUAGUCUCUUACUAUCAAGAUCCAGAAAGCAUGUAUGUGUAUAUAAUAAAUUACCAAGUGUGA